AUGAGUCGUCGCAAAGUGAAAGCCAAUCCCCAGGCUGAAUCAUCUCCCUUGAACAGCCUAAAAGGCUCACCAAAUGCAGUUCUGGAGGUUCAAAAACUUAAAGAACUUCUGGAGGCAGAGAAAGAGAAGGGGCAAUUUCGUGAUGAAACCAUCUCCCUCCUCAAGAAUGAUAAGACUUACCUGCAAGGAGAACUUCAGAAAAAGGAUGAGCUCAUCCAGCAGCUACUCUCCAAGAAGGAUGAAGAUAAUUCCACAAUCAUGUCCGGCAAGUCAGGCGUCAAACGCAAGCAUGGGAAGGGGAAGAAAGCCAAGCAAUUAAUGAGCAUUGCUUCUGACAAGGAAGAUGAAGACUCCAGUUCCGCUCUUUCGGAUUCAUCUGAAGAUUCGUCCAUGAACAGCUACCAAAUUAGAUCUCCAUCAUCUUCCACCACUUCCCGCAAAGUUAAAAGCAACGAUGACCCGAUGAGAAGAAGAGGAAGAGCCAGGAACACGAGGAGCAUUGUGGCGAGGUACAAGAUGGCCCUCUAUGCCUUUAACAAAGGGGGCUCGAUGAAAGCAGUGUUCGACACCAUCGGUGCAGACAGAAACACAGUGUCGAGGAUGGCACCGAUAGCAGAGCUCAGCAUUGCCGCUCCAGACAUUUUUAAAAAUGUGGGGGCCUGGGAUUAA
Molecule: messenger RNA, 669 nt
Organism: Centropristis striata (black sea bass)
Lineage: Eukaryota; Metazoa; Chordata; Actinopteri; Perciformes; Serranidae
Product: coiled-coil domain-containing protein 106-like
Exons: 5
Coding region: 1-669 (222 amino acids)
Cellular component (GO): nucleoplasm
Source: RefSeq, a predicted model, not a curated record